UAUAGCUUUUUUUGUCUAUUUGUAUAUAUAAUGUCGUUUCGCCUUCCGGUCUCUCAUUUGACAUGGAGUCACGAGCUCAAUUCUGACAUAUACUGUUUCUAUAAUUAUCUAUUGAGAAUCUUCGCGAAGCCAUGGGAAGCCGGUGCACUCAUUUCGCUGUGUGGUCUACGCUGUCUUUUCCUGCUCUUUGCCGCGAUAAUAUCAUGAAUUUUCGCCCCGUAGUUGAUUGCAUGCCUGAGGCACGAAUAAUGACAGGCGGCGAUUGGCGGGCACGAUGGAGACGAGACUUUGGGCGAUUCUCCACCGGCCUCCCUUAUCGAUUGACCCCGUCCGCAAAGACAGUAGGUUCAAGAGCCCAGAGGGUUUGCAUAACCGACGCUCUCUGACCUACCUUCUGGGGAUUCACUAGUCUUGCUACUUUACCGCAAACAUUCACCGGCUCCGCUUUUCUAUACCCCAGCCAUUGCUGGCAGUCUC
Aspergillus campestris IBT 28561 is the source of this 477-nucleotide messenger RNA. RefSeq lists its product as uncharacterized. The record is from RefSeq and is a predicted model, not a curated record. The coding region runs from base 132 to 386 and encodes 84 amino acids. Lineage: Eukaryota; Fungi; Ascomycota; Eurotiomycetes; Eurotiales; Aspergillaceae. The transcript has a single exon.